GUUGUCAGAUGUUGAUAUAUCCAGCGGCAUUCAAUAUGACCACUGGUCCUCUGCAUUGUCGUUACUACAGCGUGCCAGAGCGAAUGACAAUCAAUUAUACGUAGCCUGCGUAUCGCCGGCACGUGGUUCACCGCCAGGAUACAUCGCUUGGGGCCAUACUCAGUUAACUAGCCCUUGGGGAGAAAUCCUUCACGAGUUGGAUGCCGACGAGGCUAUGGUGGUCUCUGACAUAGAUCUGAAAGUCGUGGACGAGGUCAGAGCGCAAAUCCCGACGUUCAGUCAACGACGUACAGAUCUGUACGACACCAUUUGGAAAGGAGAAGAUUAGGAAGACGUUGUGACGUAUGACGAUACGUUUUUACGCGCCAUUAAGCAAUUUUGCACGACAAGCUGUAACGGCGGGCAAUCUAAAUUUUAUACUCGGAUACAUCUUGUUGAUAAAAUUCUCGUAUCGAGGUCACACAUGGCACUAGAAGAGAGAAACACGCGACAUGCAGUACACGUGUAUGUUUCAGAUAAGUAUAAUAAUCACUUUCUGUGUGAAUUUUAUAUUCUAUCUGCACACGAGUGAUUUUGUUAUUGAACACCCUGUAUAUACGCGGAAUAUUAAGUUUAUAAGCAUUUUGAAAUAUACAUUUUUUUGUGCAACUA
Nylanderia fulva is the source of this 651-nucleotide messenger RNA. The record is from RefSeq and is a predicted model, not a curated record. NCBI's taxonomy places the organism in Eukaryota, Metazoa, Arthropoda, Insecta, Hymenoptera, Formicidae.